Molecule: messenger RNA, 2302 nt
Organism: Spinacia oleracea (spinach)
Lineage: Eukaryota; Viridiplantae; Streptophyta; Magnoliopsida; Caryophyllales; Amaranthaceae
Product: transcription initiation factor TFIID subunit 6
Exons: 12
Coding region: 470-2065 (531 amino acids)
Biological process (GO): transcription initiation at RNA polymerase II promoter; RNA polymerase II preinitiation complex assembly
Cellular component (GO): SAGA complex; SLIK (SAGA-like) complex; transcription factor TFIID complex
Molecular function (GO): protein heterodimerization activity; transcription coactivator activity; RNA polymerase II general transcription initiation factor activity
Source: RefSeq, a predicted model, not a curated record
UUAAAAAUACGCAGAAACCAGCUUGAGUUCUUUACUGUGAGUCUGUGGCAUAAAAUACUCCGUACUACCUGUAUUUAGUACUCCCCUGAAAAUAAACCUUGCUCUGCAUAAUCUCAAGUUCUUAACAUUUCAAUGACAUCAAUAAUCCCUUUGUAUAAAUUGAAUUUCUUCCCUUCUUGUACCCGAAAACCUUGUUAAUUCCCGCUAUCAACUCAAGCUUCAAUCUUUACUUAUGCUCUCGAACUCGACUUUGAAUAUCCAACAAACUAUUAACCCCCAUCUCGCUUUCUUCAAUUGCUGAAGAAAUCAGCGACAAAAGAGAGCAAUUUGAGAGUUUUGGGGGCAAAUUUGAAGUGGGAUUUCGUGAUGCAAGUUAAUUAGUCCGACAUUGACCAUACCCUACAAUUUUCUCCCAUUUUUUACUUCAAAAAUUACCCACAAAUUGUUUAUUUUGAUUGAAAAAAUAGGGAUGAGCAUAGUACAAAAGGAGACGAUUGAGGUGAUUGCUCAGAGCAUUGGCAUCAAUAAUUUAUCCCCAGAUGUUGCUCUCGCUCUUGCUCCAGAUGUCGAAUACCGCGUUCGAGAGAUUAUGCAGGAGGCGAUCAAAUGCAUGCGACACUCAAAGCGCACAAUUUUAACAGCAGAUGAUGUCGAUGCUGCCCUCAAGUUGAGAAAUGUAGAGCCAAUCUAUGGUUUUGCCUCAAAUGAUCCUUUGCGUUUCAAGAGAGCUGCUGGACAGAAGGAUUUGUUCUAUGUUAAUGACCUUGAUCUAGAUUUGAAAAAUGUUACUGAAGCACCAGUGCCAAGAGCGCCCUUGGAUACCUCCGUUUCGGUGCAUUGGCUAGCCAUAGAAGGGGUACAGCCUGCCAUUCCCGAGAAUCCUCCAAUUGAAACUCUUAUGGCUUCAUCUGAUAGCAAUAAAUUAGAGUAUAAAGAAGAAGGAAUCCCUAUUGACAUUAAGCUACCAGUCAAACAUGUCUUAUCUCGAGAGCUUCAGCUUUAUUUUGACAAAAUUAUUGAGGUCACUACACGCAAGUCUGACACUGUCCUCUUUAAAGAAGCUUUGCGGAACUUGGCAACUAAUUCAGGACUUCAUCCUCUGUUACCUUACUUCACAUGCUUCAUUGCUGGUGAGGUUUCUCGGAAUUUGAAUAAGUUAAGUCUCCUAUCUGGAUUGACGCGUCUUGUUUGGAGUCUUCUCCAAAACCCACAUAUACAUAUAGAGCCUUAUGUGCACCAGCUCAUGCCUUCUGUCAUUACUUGUCUGGUAGCGAAGAGGUUAGGAAACAGAUAUUCUGACAACCAUUGGGAGCUGAGAGACCUUAGUGCAAAUCUAGUUGCCAGAAUAUGUCAAAGAUUUGGGCAUGUUUAUCACAAUCUCCAGCCGCGAAUUACCAGGACACUGCUCCAUGCUUUUUUGGAUCCAAAAAAAGCCCUGCCUCAACAUUAUGGUGCUAUUCAAGGACUUGCUGCCCUUGGACCUAGUGUGGUUCGUAUGCUCAUUCUCCCAAAUCUAGAACCAUAUAUGCAACUUUUGGGGCCAGAAAUGCAACUAGAAGGGCAAAAGAACGAGUUUAAAAGGCAGGAAGCUUGGCGGGUUUAUGGGGCCUUAUUGUUUGCUGCUGGUAAAUGCAUGCAUGAUCAGCUGAAAAAAUUUCCAAGUUUACCGCUUCCGUUGGCAAGACCUUUCUUGAAGCCCUGUAAAAAUAUUGUGACCAUGCAACCGGGCAAGAGAAAGGCUAGCAUGGACAACAUGCUACAACAACCACCACUGAAGAAAUUAUCGACGAAUGGUGCAAUGGGAGUGGUGGCGGGUGCAAUGGGAGUGGUGGCGGUGAACUCCAUGCAAGGGGUUGCCGUUGGUGGAUCUGAUGGUGGCCUUUGCUCUGAAAACAUCCCAGGAAGCAGUGGUAGAAGGGAUAAAACAGAUGUUCAAUCUCAAACACUUGCUCUGGCCUGGAAAGAAGAGACAGACGGUGGCCGUCUGUUAUCCUCCCUCUUUGAACACUUUGACCUUAGCAUGUUUUCUUUCACUCCAGCUCCUGAACUAUCCUUAUUUUUGUAGGAUUUUAUUCUAAUUCUGUAAAUUAACUGAUAUGGCAUUCAGUGUAUAUUAUCACCCAAUGCCAAAAUCCAUAAAUUCAAUUCAAAGCUGACAAACAUGUUCAUGGUUCUUGUCAUACUAGUUCAUCUGUAGCAGGAGGCAAGAGACGUUAUCUGCGAUUCUAUACAGUGAAUGAUUCACGAUGUACAAAAACUAUUUACAAAGUUGUCAACAAGUAACUUGUUUUUUUGUGUCUAA